AUGCUUGCUAUUCUGUCCUUACUGGCCGUGGCUUCUGCCCAACAGGUUUCUCAGCCAUACUAUGAGCACACGUACGAAGAACUGAAGGAAAUGGGCUUGCUCCAGCGUUUAAUUACCUACAAUUGGAAGCUGGAAUUGGUCACCGUUUCGUUCACAUUGGCCUAUCUUUUGACCCAUUUCUUGGGCGCAAGCUACAAUGCAAGGCUUGUGGGCAAAUGGGUUUCAUCCGCUGAAGAAGUAUUGGACAAACAAUUUGCUUCCUUAGGAUGUUCAGUUAAGGAAAAAGUUGUCAAGGACGACAAUGAGCAUUACACUUACUUCGCCACUGGUAGAAAGAACAUUGAAUCUCUGACUGUAAGAUUCACUUUGAAGCCAAGACACAAUCUUUUGCUCUUGGUAACAGAAACUAUCCUGUCCUUCUUCAUUUCCUCCAUUGAGAAAUCCAUUGAUAGCGUCAACAUCAUCGUUAAGUACAACGAUGAGGCCGAAUCCAACAUUGAUGACUUUAUUUGGGCUAUUGUCAACAAAGAUGGUAUGAACCAAGCUCGUAUUGAAAAUUAUUUUCUGUCACUGACAAAGACUUCUGAAUCGUCCAAACUUCCAACUGAAUAUGUGUUCAUGUCCGAAACUGCUGAUAUUACCGAGGAGGUGUACAAUGAUGCUGAAAAUUCUGGUCUUACUAGCUCUCCUACUUUGCUCAAAUACGUCGCCUUCACUGAUCAAUCCAUCGUCAAGCCUACUACUCUUGAAGAAGCCGCUUCUUCCAAGAAGGCAAUUCUGUUCACCAAUUUCCCCUCCACUGCUUCUGAAUUGAAGGCUAACCAGGAUUUGCUAACUUCUUUCUUGAGUUUGGUGGACAAUGUUGUAGAAAACGUCAAAUUCAGACCUGAGACUCUUAAGCGAGUAAAGAAGACCAGAGAGGCUGAAAUUCAGAAGAUCAAAAAGGCUUUGGACGAAGUUCAAAAAGAAGAAUUGGAGAGUAAACGAGUCGAAGAACAACGUAAGGAAAGAGAGAGAAUUUCUAAACUCAGCCCCGAAGAGCAGAGAAAGAUAGAGAAGAAACGACAAGAAAAAAAGCAGAGGAAGCAGAUGAAACAGCAGAGAGUUCGUUAA
Molecule: messenger RNA, 1113 nt
Organism: Komagataella phaffii GS115
Lineage: Eukaryota; Fungi; Ascomycota; Pichiomycetes; Pichiales; Pichiaceae
Exons: 1
Coding region: 1-1113 (370 amino acids)
Biological process (GO): endoplasmic reticulum calcium ion homeostasis
Cellular component (GO): endoplasmic reticulum
Molecular function (GO): calcium ion binding
Source: RefSeq, a predicted model, not a curated record